Messenger RNA from Eurytemora carolleeae, 1350 nucleotides. Its product is annotated as carboxypeptidase B. The record is from RefSeq and is a predicted model, not a curated record. NCBI's taxonomy places the organism in Eukaryota, Metazoa, Arthropoda, Copepoda, Calanoida, Temoridae. Gene Ontology annotation, molecular function: zinc ion binding; metallocarboxypeptidase activity. Gene Ontology annotation, biological process: proteolysis.
AUCAGUUGAAGGAAGAGGUAUAUUUGGUUUAAAGAUUGGAAGUUCCCCCCUGGGAACUGAAACUAGAGCUUUGUGGAUAGAUGGAGGAAUACAUGCUAGAGAAUGGAUUGCUAUCAGUACUUCAACAUAUAUCAUAAAAAAACUUAUUGAUACUUUCUCCAGUGAACAAACAAGUGAUCCAGUGAUCCAAAGUGUUGACUGGUAUAUAGCACCAUUAUUGAACCCUGAUGGAUAUGAGUACACUCAUACUGAUCAGAGACUUUGGAGAAAAAACAGACGUGAACCACCGGAGGGAGAUAAGAAAAAUUGUUAUGGUGUGGAUUUAAACAGAAAUUUUGGCACAACUGGAUUCGGAAUAGGAGCUUCUAAUAGAACUUGUUCUGAAGUAUAUUGGGGAACAGCUGAGAAUUCUGAACCUGAAACUAUGGCAGUGCAGAAAACCAUUCUUAAAUACAAAAACAAUAUUCGGGUCUACAUAACCUUCCAUUCUUACGGACAAUCUUGGUUAACUUCCUGGGGAUAUACAUCGGAUUUACCGGAAGAUUAUGAUAAACUUUAUGCCCUGGCUAGAAGAGGAGCAGAUGCUUCAGAGUCUGUAAACCCAAAGAGAGAAUAUAUUGUUGGAGCUGGGGGAGCAGCUUUAUAUUUAGUUGGUGGAGCUACUGAUGAUUGGGCUAAGAAAUCAUUUGUUGUUGAUCCUGCUGAAAUUAUUCCUAUUGGUGAGGAAUUAUGGGCAGCAAUGAGGGAGAUGGCGACAGAGGCUGCAAAUCAUCCGCUUGGCAAUGAUUCAACAAACUUUAAAGAGAAGUGAGGACGUUAUUUCAAGUGACCCUUUAAAUAUAGAGAGUCCGAUUCACUACAGUACUUUUAAACACGUGUAUCUGAUUAUCUACGACAGAGUGACCUGUGUGUUCAUCUCUAAAAUAACGUUUAAAUUAUUAGAAAAUUGCAGAGUGUAAGCUAGUGUACAGCGUGAACUCAAACAGAUGCCUUCACACAGUUUCUCAACAAUCCUGAACAUUUUAAAGUUUAACUAAUGUUUUAAAUAUAAAACCGCUUGCAAACAAAUCUAUUAAUAAGUGCAAGUUUUCUAUACGGAAAAAGACAAAGUUCGUCUUCUGUUGAAUCGAAGGGUACUAUUGUGAAUUUAUGUAUUUAUGAACGGAAGGGAACUUGAAAUAUCUACAAAGAUGUUUUUAUACAAUUCUAACAUUGUGUUCAGCAUUACGAACAAAAUAUUUUAACAGUGCAUCAUUACAAAAUAAUGUUCAAAAAAGUUUAUAAUACCAGUUACUCAGAUUUUUUCUGUAACUUAAUCAAUUUAUUGUUUUAAAUAAACUGAAAUUUACA